Messenger RNA from Bemisia tabaci, 1282 nucleotides. Its product is annotated as GPN-loop GTPase 3. Gene Ontology annotation, molecular function: GTPase activity. Lineage: Eukaryota; Metazoa; Arthropoda; Insecta; Hemiptera; Aleyrodidae. The record is from RefSeq and is a predicted model, not a curated record.
UGCAGGUUAUGUUUACAAUUUUGUUCAAGUACGACCAUGCGUUCGCUCUCUUCUAGUUUUAUUUUCUCCAAAUUAAUAAAUUUGAACGUAUAAUUUUUCAUCAUACCGUAGUGAUCCUCCUUCUCGUCCUCAUUCUCUAAAAUUUACGACGUGACAGUUGUCGUGUCAGUGCGUGAGUUUCAUACAAGUCCACUCUUUAGGUGGAGACCGCAAGUUAUAUUCAGAAUUCAUUGACUUUAUUUUCUGCAGGAAUUUCACAUUGAAGCUUUAUUUUAACAAUGCGUUACGCGCAACUUGUUAUUGGUCCUGCUGGUAGUGGUAAGUCCACUUAUUGCCACACCAUGGCCGUGCAUGCAGAAAACGAGAAGAAAGCAGUGUCUGUUGUGAACCUCGAUCCAGCAGCCGAGUAUUUCGAGUACGCACCCAUCGCAGACAUCAGAGAUCUCAUUCUUGUCGAUGAUGUCAUGGAGGAUGAAGACAUGAAAUUUGGGCCAAACGGUGGACUUGUGUUUUGCAUGGAGUACUUACUUGAAAACUUCACUUGGCUGAUGGAACAGCUGGGAGACGAUGAUGACGAUUAUAUUUUGUUCGACUGUCCAGGCCAAAUAGAACUUUAUACUCAUAUGACAACAAUGAAAGAUCUUACCAAAGCGCUACAGAACAUAAACUUCCAGAUCUGUUCUGUCUUCAUAGUCGACGCUCAGUUCAUGGUGGAUGGUGCGAAGUUUAUCUCUGGGACAAUGGCUGCUCUGUCUGUUAUGGUGAACUUAGAAUUGCCGCACGUUAAUAUCCUCAGCAAGAUGGAUCUACUCAGCAAGUCUGCAAGGAACCAGUUAGAUAAUUAUCUCGAACCGGAUCCACAUGUUUUGUUAGGUGACUUUCAGACCGGUACCAAGUGGAACGACAAACACUUCCGGCUAACUGAAGCGAUAGGGCGCUUGAUCGAAGAUUUUAGUUUGGUGCGUUUCAUACCACUAAAUAUCAAAGAUGAAGAAAAUAUUGGUGAUGUGUUUUUGACAAUUGCUAAUACAAUUCAAUAUGGUGAAGAUGCAGAUGUGAAAACGAAAGACUUUGAAUAUCCUGAUGAUGACGAUGACUGCGAUGACCGGGAUGAAAGUUUCAGUUAGUGGCUGCAAUCUAGCCAUCCAUUGUUACUCCGUUCACAGAAUGUAAGAUAUUUAUUUUAAUAUAUGUUCAUUUUUGUUCCAAAUUUGGUAUAUUUUUAGGCCUGUACAUUUUUGUAAAGAAGGUUAAUAAAGAGGCUAUGCCCAGUUUUCUAGUA